This is a messenger RNA of Gryllus bimaculatus (two-spotted cricket), 3414 nucleotides long. Lineage: Eukaryota; Metazoa; Arthropoda; Insecta; Orthoptera; Gryllidae. The record is from the annotation of a GenBank genome assembly.
AUGGAAGGGGAUGGAGUGGGUGGACUGAGCGCGCGGUGCGCUGUGGGCGGUUCCGCAGGCAACUACAUCUCGGAGGUGGGCGCGGAGUCGUGGCGCGGGCUGGAGGGGUCGCUGCAGGAGCUGUCGCUCGCCGACAACCUGCUGGCCGCGCUGCCGCCCGACGCCUUCGCCGCGCUGCCGCAGCUCGAGGCGCUCGACCUGGGCGGCAACGCGCUGCUGGAGCUGGACGCCUCAGCCUUCCGCGCCGGCCCGCCCCGCCUCGCGCGCCUCGCCCUGCGCCACAACCUGCUCGCCAACGUGCCCUACCGCCAGCUGAGCCCCCUGACUGCGCUGAAGCACCUGGACCUGAGCUACAACCGCAUCACGGGGCUGCACGCCCCCGAGGGCCCCGGCGCGCAGGGCGACGAGGGCGGCGCGGGCGCGGGCGCGGGCGUGGGCGGCGCGGGCGGUGAUCGGCAGCGCCUGCGCUGGUCCCUCGACUCGCUGCGCCUCGACCACAACCAGAUCGCCUUCCUGCCGCCCAACGCCUUCGAGCAGUUCGAGUGGCUCAACCGCACGUCGCUCGACGGAAACCCCAUCACCUCCGUCCAGGUGGACGCGUUCCGCGACGCGCACGUGCGCGAGCUGUCGUUCCGCGGCUGCGGGCUGGCGGACGCGUCGGCCGGCGCGUUCUCGGGGCUGGAGGGGUCGCUGGCGUGGCUCGACCUGUCGGCCAACAACCUGACGCGGCUGGCGGCGCCGCUGCUGGAGCGGUUCGGCGCGCUGCGCACGCUGCUGCUAGCGGACAACCGCGCGCCCGGGCUGCGCGCGCUCGCCGGGCCCGAGAUGGGCGGCGACCCCGGCCGCGCCUCCGCGCUGCCCGGCGGCGCGGGCGCGGGCGGCGGCGCGGGCCGCCCCGGCGACGCCAAGCCCCCGCCCCCGCGCUCCAGCGUCUUCCGCAUCGACCUCUCGGGCCCCGAAAUGGGCGUCGUCGACCUGCAGGAGCUCAACCGGUUCCAAAAUCUGCGUUCCCUGGCGGUGUCGAAGCUGCCGCGUGACACGCUCUCGGCGGAGGACCUGCUGAACACGGGCGUGGACCUGGAGGAGCUGCGCAUCACGCGCUCCAACCUGCGCACCAUCCGCAGCCACGCGUUCGCGCACGCGCGCGGCCUGCGCGUGCUGGACCUGGCCGAGAACGAGAUCGCCACCAUCGAGGCGGAGGCCUUCUCAGAGGUGGGCCACUCGCUGACGAGCCUGCGCCUGGACAACGGCCUCGCGUCGUCUUUCAGCAGCGUGCCCGCCGACGCCUUCCGGCCGCUCGCCAACCUGGUGGAGCUGGACCUGAGCAACAACCGCCUGCGCUCCAUGCCCGAGUACGCGCUUCUGGCGCUGCGACGCCUGCGCAAAGAUGUGCACAUGCGGCUAGAAGAAGUGGACAUGGGCUUCAACCAGCUGCCCGAGGUGCCCAGCCACGCCUUCAAGGAUCUGCCUGCGCUCGAACGCCUACUUCUGGACGACAACCAGAUUUCCCGGGUGGGGUGGCAAGCCUUCAUGAACCUCCCUCACCUCUACGAAUUGCGCCUGAGAGGCAACAAGCUGACGGAGCUGCCGACCGAGGGCUUCCAGAACCUGCCCGCGCUGCGGCUGCUGGACGUGAGCUGGAACGCGCUGCAGGCGCUGGACCUCGGCUCCGCCCUGGACGCGGUGGGCACGCUGGCCCCGUCCCUGGUCUUCAACGCGUCGCAUAACAACCUCUGGCGGCUCGACAGCAACGGCACCGGGGCGCCGCACGUCUCCGUCAAGGUGCUGGACCUGUCGUUCAACAACCUGUCGCUGGUGUCGCGCGGCGCGCUGCGCCCGGUGCAGACGUCGCUGACGCGGCUGCUGCUGUCGCACAACGCGCUGCGCAACGCGUCCCGCGCCGCCUUCGGCCGCCUGCCGCGCCUGCAGGAGCUCGACCUGGCGCACAACCACCUGCAGGAGAUCGACUUCGACGCCUUCCGCGACUCGCGCCGCCUGCAGAUGCUGGACCUGUCUUACAACGAGCUGAUGGACGUGCCGGCGGAGCUGUUCCGCGACCUACCCAGCAUCCGCGACGUGCGCCUCUCGCACAACCGCCUGCGCGCGCUGCCCGACGCGCUCUUCUCGGAGGACGGGCUGCGCCGCCUCGACCUCAGCCACAACCUGCUGGCGCGCAUGCCCGCCGCCUCGCUCGCCACCCUCGCCGCCGCCUCCGUCGUGCGCCUCGACCUGCAGUGGAACGCCAUCUCCGCGCUGCACGGCCAGGACGUCUUCUCGCGGUUCAAGUCGCUGCAGUGGCUGGACCUGAGCGGCAACCGGCUGGUGCGGCUGGAGGACGCGGCGUUCGCCGCCCUGCCGCGCCUGGCGCACCUGCGGCUGGCGCACAACGCCGAGCUGCAGGUGGACGCGCGCGGCCGCGCCUUCGCCGGCCUGCGCGACUCGCUGCUGUCGCUGUCGCUGCUGCGGCUGGCCGGCAACCCGGUGACGGCGGUGGGCGACACGUCGCUGCUGGGCGUCGCCGAGCGCCUCACCGAGCUCGACCUGCGCCGCCUGCCGCUCGCCUUCUUCGAGAUGUCGAUGCUGCGCACGCUGCGCGUCAGCACGUACCCUGAGGUGCACGGGCUGAGCGUGCCGGCGCUGCUGCACGGCACGCACGCGCUGCGCACGUUGCACGUGGACGUGCCCCACGGCUCCACGCUCACCCGCGAGCUGCGCGGACCGCUGCCGCCCGGCCUGCGCAACCUCACGCUCUCCGGCCCCGGCCUCACCGAGCUGCCCGAGUACCUGCUCGAGGGCGUGCGCGGGCCCGAGCUACACCUGCAGCUGCGCAACACGAGCGUGAGCGCGGUGGACGGCGGCGUGUUCCGGCGCGCGGGCGCCCGCCUGCGCAACCUCACGCUGGACGUGCGCAACAACAGCGCGACGUCGCUCGCCAGCCCCGCGCCCGCCUCCGUGGAGCCCGGCGCCGGCGUCGGCCUCUUCCUCGCCGACCUGCACCUGCGCGGCGACGACUGGAACUGCGACUGCGACCUCGGGUGGGUGGAGGGCUGGCUGCGGCACCAGCGCCAGUACCUGGGGCGGCUGGCGCCCGACGACCUGCGCCUGGCCACGUGCUCCGACCGCAGCAACGCCUCGCUGCUGAGCGUGCUCAAGGAGGAGCUGGAGUGCGGGUGGAGCAGCGCGUCCGCGAGCCCCGCCCUUCGCUGCUGGCCGUCGUCGUCUCGUCGCCUCUGCUGCUGGUGGGCUACUCCGCCCGUGCCACCCCAGCCGCGCCCUAGUCGCCCCCGCCGACGCCCCUUCGCGUGCCCCGCCGCCCCCGCCGCGCCGCCGCCGCCGCCGCGCCAGGCGAUCGACCUCUGCCCCCGGCUGCUGCCAUGGCCGCCCACGCGCCUCCGGUUUCGACACUUCGCUUAG